This is a messenger RNA of Pan troglodytes (chimpanzee), 1755 nucleotides long. It is a transcript of the gene PRR3, whose product is annotated as proline rich 3. The record is from RefSeq and is a predicted model, not a curated record. The coding region runs from base 27 to 530 and encodes 167 amino acids. The transcript has 3 exons. Gene Ontology annotation, molecular function: RNA binding; metal ion binding. NCBI's taxonomy places the organism in Eukaryota, Metazoa, Chordata, Mammalia, Primates, Hominidae.
CCGCUGCAGCCAUUGCCGCAGACACGAUGCCGAAACGAAAGAAGCAGAAUCAGCACCAGCCACCGACACAGCAGCAGCCCCCACUGCCCGAGCGGGAAGAGACUGGAGAUGAGGAGGAUGGGAGUCCCAUCGCUCUUCACAGAGGUCCUCCAGGAUCAAGGGGACCACUGAUUCCACCACUGCUGAGUCUCCCACCUCCUCCUUGGGGUAGAGGCCCAAUUCGGAGAGGGCUUGGCCCCAGGUCUAGCCCAUAUGGUCGUGGUUGGUGGGGAGUCAAUGCAGAACCUCCUUUUCCGGGGCCAGGCCAUGGGGGUCCCACCCGGGGAAGCUUUCACAAAGAACAGAGAAACCCUCGAAGGCUCAAAAGCUGGUCUCUUAUCAAGAACACCUGCCCACCCAAGGAUGACCCCCAGGUUAUGGAAGACAAAUCCGACCGCCCUGUCUGCCGACAUUUUGCCAAAAAGGGCCACUGUCGAUAUGAGGACCUCUGUGCCUUCUACCACCCAGGCGUCAAUGGACCUCCUCUGUGAGACUGUGCCUUCCCAUCCAGGCUGGAAGGAGCUCUCUGUGACCUAGCAGCCAUUUAUUUCUCUGUAGCCCUAUGAUGGCUACUGUGAGGCUCUUCUAACACCCUCAGUCAGUGACACACCCACCCCAUCCACCACCUCCCCCGUGUGGGGUCCAGAGUUGUGUUGCAUCACUGGUGCGCAGCAUACGCGCUUUCUUCUGAUCCAGCCUGUAGAGACUCGCCUUCGGGACCCAUCUUUGCUUCCUUUCAGUUGCCUCCUGGAUCUUCUUUCCCGUCAUCAAAUGACUGCUGAACAGGAAACCUCUUUGGUGCUGUUUCUUGUGCAUCUGUCCACCUGUUCCCCAGUAUUGCCCUCAAUUCCUGAGAGCCCUGGAGCGGUUUCCUACCAUUCCCUUCUUUUAGCUGCUUGUUUUAAGUCCUUUUUAUGUGACAUUCCCUACCCCCAAUGUUGUCAGCUGCUUGUGAAACUCAGCCAGGUUGUCUAACCUGGGGUCAAGUUUGGGUGACUGGUGCAGAGUUACUUCCUAAAAGGCCACUCUCCCUGCCUUUGGAUUUCAUAGUUUCUCUGUCAGUAGCAUGAUCCCCACCGCUAUGGUCUAUGAUCACCGUGCUUUGUGAAACUGUGCAUCCCCUUGUAGCCUUUCUCAGUGUCCGUGGCAUUUUUGUGACUUCCCAGCACUAGAAUAAGUUUUCCUGCCAAAAUGAGUGAGGCGCUUGGUGCCCUCUGGACUUUCCCACUUCCCAACAUGGGAGAAUUGUGAACUUUCCAUCAGACUGCCUCCCUGGCCCUCCCCAUUCUUCUCCUGUUGGUUAUUCUGAGUCUGACACAGACCCAUGACAUGUCUUAUGAAGCCUCCAAUGGCUUUAUCCUACCUAGAUCCCUUCCAGCCCAUUUUAAUUAGACUAUGUUAUUGUGAGGCCACCAGUCCAUUCAUUUGAAUUCUGUGAAUCUCCACCUUGCCUAUCUUUGGGUAGAACCUGGACAGUACUAUUGCCCUCUUCCAAUCCUCUUCCCCUACAUCCCUGGCACUGGUUGUUUUCUGUGAAAACAGCAGUGAACAGGUUCAGUUUUGAACUGGCCCUGAGGAAAUGGGUCAGGAGUUGUAUUGGCAAGAGGGAGGGGUGAGAGCUGUUGGAGAACUGAGAAUGAGGUUUUUGUUUUUUUUUUCCUUUUUAACUUUUUUUAUAUUAGUAAUAAAUGCAGUGGAAACCAGCAUUUUAUUUAA